Molecule: messenger RNA, 1292 nt
Organism: Yamadazyma tenuis ATCC 10573
Lineage: Eukaryota; Fungi; Ascomycota; Pichiomycetes; Serinales; Debaryomycetaceae
Gene: ADO1
Product: adenosine kinase
Biological process (GO): purine ribonucleoside salvage; purine nucleobase metabolic process
Cellular component (GO): nucleus; cytosol
Molecular function (GO): adenosine kinase activity
Source: RefSeq, a predicted model, not a curated record
AUCAACGUUGAUAACUAUAAUUAAACGUUGUAAUUCAAAAAUGCCAUACGAUCUUGUUUGCUUAGGAAACCCUUUGUUGGACCUCCAACUUGAUGUUGACCAAGAAAUUUUAACCAAAUACGAUUUGAAGGAUAAUGAUGCUAUCUUAGCAGAGGAAAAGCACUUGCCCAUCUUCGACGAGAUCAUUAACAACCCGAAGUUGAUUUUAGUUGCUGGAGGUGCUGCCCAAAACACCGCCAGAGGUGCCCAGUACAUCCUUCCACCAAACUCCGUCUGCUACUUUGGAGCCGUUGGUGAUGACAUUUACAAGCAAAAGUUGGUUGAAGCCAACGCUCAGUACGGUUUGACCACCAAGUACAUGAUUGAUGAGCAUGAAACUGGAAAGUGUGCUGCUUUGAUCUACAAACACAACAGAUCCUUGGUUACCGACUUGGGUGCUGCCAACCACUUCAAGCCCAGUCACUUUGACAUUCCUGAAAACUGGGAAAUCGUCCAAAACGCUAAGGUUUUCUACAUUGGUGGUUUCCACUUGACAGUUUCUCCUGAGGCCAUCAUCAAGUUAGGAAAGCAUGCGGCCGAGACCAACAAGCCUUUUGCCUUGAACCUCUCUGCUCCUUUUAUUCCUCAGUUCUUCAAAGAACCUUUGGCCCAGUCGAUUCCAUACGCCGAUUAUAUCAUUGGUAACGAAUCUGAAGCCGCUGCCUUUGCUGAAGCCAACGGUUUGGAAGCCACCGAUGUUGAAACCGUCGGUAAGUACAUCGCCAAGUUGCCCAAGGUAAACACUACCACCCCAAGAGUGGUGAUUUUGACCCAAGGUACUGAAGAAACCGUUGCUGUCUCCUACAACAAGGAUUCUGACUCCUACGAUGUCAAGAAAUUCCCCGUCGUAUUGUUGGAAAGCAGCAAGAUUGCUGACACCAACGGAGCUGGAGAUGCGUUUGCGGCUGGUUUCAUUGCUUCGGUGGUGCAAGGUAAAACUCUUGCUGAAGGUAUCAACGUCGGCCAAUGGGCUGCCCAGAUCUCUUUGCAAGAAGUCGGCCCUAGUUUCCCAUUCCCCAAACAAACCUAUGCUUAAGCAGUCUAUGUUUAAUAGGUGCUAGAUGAUGAACAUCAGCUCCUUACACUUCAUUUCAACAUGUAUUUUAAUUAUUGGGUUUGUGGACGUCCGGGAUCUAGAUAUAUAGCAUUUAAUUCAACUUUUUGCUCUCAAUCUGGUGUGAUAUCGUUACUUUUCUCUUCUUUUUUGCAGCCUGGUCGCAUCUCAUCUGCGACUGAAAAAUUACAUCGACCAC